Linepithema humile (Argentine ant) is the source of this 5239-nucleotide messenger RNA. The record is from RefSeq and is a predicted model, not a curated record. Lineage: Eukaryota; Metazoa; Arthropoda; Insecta; Hymenoptera; Formicidae.
AGCGCGGAAACAAGUGUAAAAUGUUUUAUUUUCCCGAAAACGUUUCAACUCUAAAAUGGUUACAGCAGGCGCAUCCUAUCUUGGCACAGGCCCAACGACACGGCUUUACCGAGUCAAAGAAAACCCUUGUACUUUCGUAACAUCGACAAAGAAUCACCGCGGGCGUUGAGUGCGAUACAUGACGAUGUUUUUCUGUCAAGAGAAUCACUCGAAUUCUGUGAGCAAAAAGUGCGGUUUCGCGUCGAAUUUAGCGCCGCCCUGGCGAGCGCGCGCGCGCGCGAUAAUUUCGCUAGUUUACGAGCGAGUACGGAUUUGUAGCGCAAGACAAUUAUUUUACCUUGAAAUUAAGCGACCGGCUCGUACUUGAUCUUGAAAUUGGCCGAAAACAAACUCGCGGACCCGCUCGGGCGUACGGAAAAUUUAUGUUCGCGAAUUUGUCUGUAUUUGUCGGGUGGAAUUAAUCCGGCGUUACGGCGAACGCAUAAUUGGAUUUCUCUCGAGAUCAGAACUCGCGCUAGUUAAUUGAAGCACUUAUUGCGAGAAGAACGUGAAUCAAUCUUUUUCAAGAAUCAAUUAAAAAGUUCCGUUAAUUUCUUCUGACAAUAACAAGUGUAUGAUAUAUUUGGGGCUGUAUAUAAUGUCCGCAUUGUAUUUUCUAUAUAAUAAUUUUUACGAGAGAGGAAGAAUUUAAUAGUUAACAACAGAGAAUCAGUUCUUAACGCUAAGAGACUCUGCUUUGCAUACGAAUACAAAUGCUCCCCCUUGCAAUGGCAGAUCUAAUUAGAUUUCCGGUCGAGACGCAGCAUCACCGAGGAGUCGCGAGCGAGUAUUUUCGUGCGCUUUCUCCGAAAUUUUCCGAGACACGUCACUGUCCGUUCUUUCUUCACUUCAUGAAAGACGAUACUUCCGAAUCAAAUAAUAACAGCGUCUGAUUUGCGAUAAGACAAAUCAUUCCCGCGCUCCCUUUUUUUGACAGUAACUCGAAUAAAAAAGGAAACAAAAGAACAUUGAGGAAUUUAUGAUGACUUUAUUGCGGCACGUAACGUAAAACGAGAGGCGAAACACAUGCAACACUUCGUAAGCGAGGCGUGUCAUAAAGAUUUUUCGCUCUUUCGCGCGGGGACGCUCGCCGAGAAUAUCACAGAAAUUUCGGUAACCCGCGAAGGAUCGUCGUAAAUAUUUAAAUGUGUAAUUUUGCGCGAUUGUAGUGUUCUGCAGUUUACAUACAAAAGGCAGAGAGGCAGAGUGAGAUCUUCUCAAAGAGUUCCUUUUUUUAGAAUACCAAAAGGAGAUCGCGCGAUAAGAUAUUUUCGGAGCCCGUAUUUCGCUGGCCUAUUCUUCAAACAAAUCGCGGAGAUGCGUAAGAUCGACGAAUUAGAUCGCAUUGGCAAACCCGUCCGCGGCCGACGUUGUCACUCGAAUGUCUGUGCGCUCGAACAGCGAAGAUUGGGAACGACACGAACGUGAAAAGAAGAAAAAGAAUGCACGGGAAGACUGUUGCUGCAGGAUACAGCGGAUUGUUCGCAGAGCCCCGUCAACGUCGAUCGCACACAAUUUGGCGAUCGAGGGAUUGCGAUAAAUUUCUUCGAAGGACACUUGUUCGUCGAUAAGACGCUAAGAGAAGGAGAGAAAUGCGGAAGUACCGUGAGAAGAUUGUAUCGCGAGGAGUGCAAAGCUGACUAGUUGUUGUUAAAAGAAACUGCAAGCCAAAGAUGAACAAUAGUCACUUGAGAAGUACAGUAUUUAUAACAGUAAGAAUAAGAUUUUUAAAAUAUCAGUCACACUAAUAUGUCACAAUACAUGAGUCGUACGGCGAAAGUAUAAUUUGUAUAUUGUUUUUAAUCGACGAAAGGCUUUAUUGGAGACACCAGCAGUCUACGAAACACGCCGGACUAAUUAUCGAAGCAAUGCGCGUGAAGUAUCGCAUAUUUUCUCGCUAACCAAAGAUGACUGCGAGAAAAUGGAGCAAGUGAGAUAGGUUUCUUUUCCGGAAAGGAAGAAACUAAAAAGGUGCAUUUGGCGCUUUUUAACGAGAUUGUCGGAAGAAUUCAUCGUUCCGAGGAUUCGUGCUGUAAAAGUGAGCUAGUGAACAGGAGAUUUCGGUGCUUUGUGUAAUUGUGUGAACAAUUCCAACCGGACGCGGUGGAAGACACAGAAGAGCGAACGAGGGAGGGACGCAGAGGAACGUCUCGGGUGCAUUAUUCUGGGGAAUCGUUACUUUCCGGCGCGGUUCGAUCCCUUCGUCCGGUAUCGUUCGAUACCAAGAUGCUGGACAUAUUCCGCAGUCUGAAGAGCCUUAUAAAGAUCUCGCACAUCCAUAUCGACAGCACUGUCUUCCGUAUGCAUUACAGCCUCACUGUCAUUAUACUAAUAGCAUUUUCUCUGAUUGUCACCACACGCCAGUAUGUCGGCAAUCCCAUUGAUUGCAUACACAGUAAAGACCUGCCCGAGGACGUCCUGAAUACGUACUGCUGGAUACACAGUACGUACACCAUCACCGCGGCGUACCGAAAGAGGGAAGGCUCAGAAGUGCCUUUCCUCGGCAUCGAUAAUUCCAGAGCGUAUCCCGACAGCGAAAAAAAGGAAUACAGAUACUACCAGUGGGUCUGUUUCAUGCUGUUUCUACAGGCGAUCUUCUUCUACACGCCGCGCUGGCUGUGGAAGGGCUGGGAGGGUGGCAAGAUUCAUGCCCUCAUGAUGGAUCUUGACAUCGGCCUCUGCUCCGAGGUGGAGAAGAAGCAAAAGAAGAAAAUGCUGCUCGACUACCUCUGGGAGAACCUAUGCUACCACAAUUGGUGGGCUUACAAGUACUACCUGUGCGAGGUCCUCGCGCUGCUGAACGUAAUCGGUCAGAUAUUUCUGAUGAACCGCUUUUUCGACGGCGCCUUUUUGACCUUCGGCAUCGACGUACUCAAAUUCUUGGAGUCCGAUCAGGAGGACCGAGUGGACCCGAUGAUUUACGUAUUUCCACGGAUGACUAAGUGCACGUUCUACAAGUUCGGCGUCAGCGGAGAAGUCGAGAGGCAUGACGCCGUCUGCAUAUUGCCUCUAAAUGUCGUGAACGAGAAGAUCUAUGUUUUCCUCUGGUUCUGGUUCCUCGUCCUCGGCGUGCUCACUUUCUUUACGAUUUUAUAUAGGAUCAUAAUAAUUUUUUCGCCGCGCACGAGGGUGUAUCUGUUGCGACUGAGAUUUCGUCUGGUGCGGAGGGACGCCGUGGAAACCAUAGUUCGUCGCAGCAAGGUUGGCGAUUGGUUCCUCCUUUACAUGCUGGGCGUGAAUUUGGAUACCGUGAUCUACAGAGACGUGAUGCACGAAUUGGCGAACAGACUCGCCACGAGGGCGGGAGUGAAGGGCGAGCUUCAAGAAGCCUGAUCGAGGUUGCCUCGGCGGGUCGGCACGUCGGUCGACUUGCCGCUGCCGCGGUCCUGCCCUCGCCCAUCUGCAUCGCACGGUCGUCGACGCGAUGCGUGCGAACGCCCGAGCCGGAGGAGCCUGAGGAGACGAGUCGACGGGCCAUCUUCCUCAAGGAUCCGCGGAUCCGGUCUCGCGAAGAGGCGCGUCUAUCCUCUCCACCGGCUGCUGCGCAUCGAGCUCGAAGCGAUGCGACAGCGAUAGCGCCGGAUGUCGGUGACGUGUCCACCCGUCGUCCACGGAAGAUAACGACAACUCGCGGUGAGAGACGAGAAAGGACAGCACGCGCUGGUCUCGGAAAUUGAAACCGAUGUAAUCUCGACGAGGUUAGAUCCCGAUUCUGCGGACGCCCGACAAUUAUCUUUGUACUUAAAGGACGUUGCUGAAUUUGCGAUUCUUCCACGAUAUAUCGUUGCACUCUGCUUCGUCGCGCUUUCAGGCGACUGCGCAGUCCCGCGAGCAGAAUUUCAAGCAGGAGGACGAAUACAUUGUUGAUGCACGGUUGAUUUAAGCAGAAAUCAGUCUCCUCGAAUUAAUUGGCGCAAUAAUAAUGUCACGCCGUAAUAAUAAGUUCUGUCUAAUCUAUAUCUGAAAAUGGAUGGACGUGCCGAGAAGAAUGUACUUAAACAGGUCGAUCGUUUUAAGCGUUAAUUGCCUUAUCGGAACGGAGACAGUGGAAAUUAUGUGUUUUGGACUCCGCGAAGCGUUUAGUUUUAUCGCAUCCGUUACGUGCGUUUAGGGCUAUGUUUUAAGAUUUAUGCGCAUUCCAAUGGUGUGAGCACGAAGAACUAAACCUGUCGAAAUUAUACCGGUUUCAAUUCCCUGGUUCAGUUCUUGGAGAAUGCGAAAGGAAAAGACGUACCGGCGUGUGUUCUGUUCGCGAAAGGAAAGGACCAAAACUAUUCCGCUGGCGUUUGCUGCACGGGACACGGGUGAUGCGUUAUCCUUAGAUAACGAACACUCAUUAAAAGACACUUCGGAAACGGCGGCGCGGGUCGUCGAACGGAUAUCAUCGAACGACCAUUUUAUGCCUUCGUACAGCUCCCGCGUCGCCAAAAGACAGGAAAAGAGAUAUCGAAAAUAUCGUCACAUGGGGUUAUUUUGCUCUCGUGUAACUUGCAGUACUGUAACAUCGAAUCGUAUUAAUGAAUUUAGAAGCACUAGCGAGCGAAACUGUCGAAUUUGUCGUAGAGAAUAAAAUAAAAAUUUAUAAAAUUAGAUCUUCAAGCACGAAUCUUCUCUUUUUCUUAUCACAAUGCAGAGAUAUGUGAAAAAAGAUAAAGUAAUCCCGUGUGUCGGUAUACUCAGGUCUUUGUAAGUUAGCUUUAGGCAGUAGAGCAUCCGAGAUCGCUAAAUGGAUGUUGCGUAUAAUUGUUUCGAACUGUUUUAACAUUUUAAUCGUGCCGUGCUUCGUAAGUAUAAGCGCUAGGCGUUGCGAAAACGUAUAUUCGGGCGAUAUCGAUCCAUUUGGACGAUCUCUUUUGAUGAAUAAUUUAGAUUUGUCUUUAGAGAAGAAUUCUUCUAUUCGCGCGUGCGAGAUCUCUCCUGCGUGCGAUUAACGCAAGAAUGUAGUCUAGUCAUUACAUUCUACGUAACAAUCGAUCGCGAAUUCAUCUGUUGAUAUGGACACACUGCCACCGAUCGAUACGAUCGAUUUUGCUGUAUCCGUCUUCGUUCUAUUGAAGAUAGCGUCAAAAAUAAAGAUACGUUAUCGUGAAACUUUAAGAGUUGUUAAUUUUGUGAUACUCAUUAACGAUUACGAAAUAAAUUGUCAUGUUAUUUUUCGUUCCCUGUUUAUGAUUUUUAUCGAUGAUAACUAAAUAAAUAU